UGCGUGUGUGUGUGUGUGUGUGUGUUUGUGUGUGUGUGUGUUUGUGUGUGUGUGUUUGUGUGUGAUUGCCAGGGAUUGUGCGUCUCUCGCCGCAGCCUGGCUCAAGUGUAUUUCGGAGGCGUGGCUGGGCCGUGCGCGGGACGACUUCAGCGACGGCGCCUGGCGGCAGCCCUGGCGGUGGCGUGCCGCGCGCGUGCCGCGCGCCCCCCUCCCUGCUCGGGGAACACGUCAACUGACGGCGUCACCGAUCUUGGCCGGGCCCAUCCUGGGCCCACGACCAGUUCACACGUCCCGAUCCUCCAGGAUGGGCCCGCCCUGAAUCGUUGAGGUGAUGAUCUGACGCCCCCCGACCUGUGCAACCUCCGCGGCGGCUCUGGCGGCGAAUGGCUGGUGAGGGCGACGCGUCCGCGGGGGGCGCCAGGCUGGAGGCGGAGUACGGGCAGUUCUUCUCGAUCGUGCGUGCCUACUGUGCGUGUGAUGCCCGCCGACGAGCUAUCCGCUCCUCUUGCCUCCGCCGAUCUUCCUGUCCAACCUGCGGCCGCCGCGCUCCGCCUGCUCCGCCAAGGCGGGGGGCCCGGCUGGUCUGGAGGUCUGCGCGGUCGGCGCCAGGCCCGCCGGGGAGAGCGGCCUGAGCGCGGGGGAGCGCGGUGGGCCGUGCGGCCCGCGGAGCUGCGCUGGUGGCGUCGCCCUCCCCGCCCUCCCGGCGGCCAGGCCGGCGACGCAGCGGCUGAAGAAGCCCUUCUUCCGGGACUGGGGUGAUUUCAUGCGGUGCGACGCGGGCGAGAAGCACAGUACGCCGAUUACCUUUGGCGAGUUCGAGCUGCUGCUGGAGAAGGAGCGAGAGCCGUGCGAGGGCUGGGACCAGCCGCACGUGCCGUGCCCAUCGGCCGCCAAGGAGAUCAGAGUGGCCAAGCGGUCGAACGGUCCCGGCCUGAUCACCCUACGGGCGUGGGCGACUGUGCCGGGGGUCGACAUCAACGUGGCUUUCACCCUCUUCUACGGCAAGGAGCGUAUGAAGUGGGACAAGGUUUUCGCCCAGAUGGAGGUUCUCAGAGACGACAUCCAGGGCUCGGAGCUUCUCUACAGCGUCCUGUCGCCGCCAGUCUAUGGCGUGCAGGCCCGCGACUUCCUGCAGUUCCGCCGGGUGCGCCAGCAGGAGGAUGGCUCUGUCCUCAUUGUGCUUCGUUCGGCGGAGCACCCCGAUCGCCCUGAGGACAGAAGGUACAUCCGCGCGGAGUCGUACUUUUCUGGCUACGUGCUCCGACAAGAAGUCGACAGCUCGGGACUGGUCCUCAAGAUUUUCCUCAUGAGCUGCGUAGACAUCAAGGGCUCCAUCCCGAAGUGGGUCGUCAACUCUCUCGCCCCGAGGAAGCCUUCCGAGUGGAUCGACAGCCUCGCCAAGGCCGUUCACGGGCGGCGGGCGGGCGGGCCGCUGCAAGACAUGCGCCGCUUCGCGGAGCACCACGCCUUCGACUACGAGGCGUGCGACGCCGGCUCCGACGAGGGCGCACCCCCUGCCGUGGGGCCCCCGAGCACUGCGCCCGCGGUGCCCCUGGAUCCUGUGGUGCCCGUGGCGCUCCCCGCUGCACCCCUGGAGGAGCCCGCCAUGCUCAAGGGGCCCGUCGCGUUCAAGGGCACCGCCGCAACCGCGGCGCUGGCGGUGCAGCGCGCCGCCGCGGCCAAGAGGGAGCCGGCGGGCAGAUCCCAGCAGGAGCGCCGAGGCGUCCAGUUCGUGCCCGGUUCGGGCGGGACGCCCCGGGAGCUGGCCGCGCCCGACGCGCCCGGGCGGCACCCGGGCGCGCCUUGGGCGGCGCCCGCGGCGGCACCUGCCGCGCUGCAGCUCGGCCCGUCGUCGCCCGAGCGCCCCGAGGGCGUCCUCGGCAAGGAAGAGAGGACGCCCUCGCAGAGCUCGAGGGCGCCCCCGCAGAGCUCGAGGUCUGCGGGGCCUGCGUCUCCGACCCGGAGCGGCCUGAGCGUCUUCCGGGUGCACGUGCCGCCGAGGUAUCCGGGCGUGCAUUACCGCGCGUCCAUGGACCGCGAGGACCGGUCCCAACACCAUGCUGUCGACGGCGAGACCGUGGCAGGGAGGUUGUCGCCCGACGGCGAGUGGCUGAGGGUCGUCCAGAGGAUGUCGCGCGACGGCGAGUGGCUGGUGGUCGAAGAGGCCGAGCUCUACCUGCCGAUGCGCGCAGGCGCUGGCGCUGGCACCAUCCAGGUCCUCAGGCCCGUCGGCCAGCCGCCGUUGGUGGGGGCGCGGAGUGCGCCGCUCCUUCAGGCGCAGACGUCCUUCGUGGUGCGGGUGCCCCGGGGCUACCCGGGCAUCCAGUACCGGAGGUCCAAGGACCUGCAGGACAGGCACCAUCUGUUCGCGGCGCGGGGCGAGGAGGUCUGCGGCCACGUCGAGGACAGCGGGCUGUGGCUCCGGGUCGACAGGGGCGGCGAGACGCUCUUCCUGCCAAUCAGCCUCGCCGGCACCAGCGUGCUGGUGCUGCCCGCGGGCGCGGCGCGCGACGACGCCGGAAUCGAAGAAGGCACGCCGCCUCAGGCCCCGCGGCGCUCGCGGGGGGACGCUGCCGCCGACGGCGGCGGCGCGCAGGGCGGCUCGCCGGGGAGCUUUUUCGCAGCCUGCAGCUGCGGCAGCCCCCCAGCCGUCGGCGCCGAGGUCGUCCAGGGCGGGUGAGCGCCCCCCUCCUGGUCAGGCGUGCAGCUGCAACGAUGGGUCUCACGAGGGCGAGGACCGAGAGCUGGG
Prorocentrum cordatum is the source of this 2749-nucleotide messenger RNA. The record is from the annotation of a GenBank genome assembly. Lineage: Eukaryota; Dinophyceae; Prorocentrales; Prorocentraceae.